Danaus chrysippus (African queen) is the source of this 303-nucleotide messenger RNA. The record is from the annotation of a GenBank genome assembly. NCBI's taxonomy places the organism in Eukaryota, Metazoa, Arthropoda, Insecta, Lepidoptera, Nymphalidae.
AUGCCCAUUGAGAAAGAACGCUUCGUUGCUUGUGGAAAAAUUCGAUUCAGGAGUGAAAGGUCUCUGCUGCGGACCCAACAGCAGUGUACCGAGCGAGUGUUUGUUAAGACAGUUAAUAAUAAACACGAAACUGGUCCAACGACGACACUCAUCAUACUGUCAUUAGUGUUAUCAGAGCGAGCGAGGAGCAGGCGCCGGCUCACGGGCGGUGAGGCGUCGACACCUACUGCCGACCUAUAUGUGAUACACACUGACCACAAGCGAUGGGCUCUUGAUAUACACAAAGGACUCAAUGUGUUUUAG